Austrofundulus limnaeus is the source of this 1277-nucleotide messenger RNA. RefSeq names its product troponin T, fast skeletal muscle isoforms. Lineage: Eukaryota; Metazoa; Chordata; Actinopteri; Cyprinodontiformes; Rivulidae. Bases 16 to 945 code for a protein of 309 amino acids. Gene Ontology annotation, biological process: sarcomere organization; regulation of muscle contraction; muscle contraction. The transcript has 14 exons. Gene Ontology annotation, molecular function: troponin I binding; troponin C binding; tropomyosin binding. The record is from RefSeq and is a predicted model, not a curated record. Gene Ontology annotation, cellular component: troponin complex.
CAGCCACAUAAGGGAAUGGAGAUGGUAGUGGUCCAGAAGAUGGAACCCAAUCUUCAACAUGGUUUCAAAGUCCACGCCAUCAUGUCUGACACAGAGGAAGUUGAUCAGGAAUACGAUGCUGUAGAAGUGGAGGUAGUAGAAGAAGUAGAAGUGGCCCCUGAGGCGGCCCCUCAGCCAGAGGCAGAGCCAGAGCAACAGCCAGAGCCAGAGCCAGAACCACAGCCAGAGCCAGAGCCAGAACCAGAACCAGUGGUAGAACCAGAGCCAGAACCAGAGCCUGAGUCUGAAGAGGAGAAGCCAAAAUUCAAGCCCACCGCUCCAAAGAUCCCAGAGGGUGAUAAAGUGGACUUUGAUGACAUCCAGAAGAAACGUCAGAACAAGGAUCUGAUGGAGCUGCAGGGCCUCAUUGAUGCUCACUUUGAGUGCAGAAAGAAGGAGGAAGAGGAGCUGAUUGCACUCAAGGAGAGGAUUGAGAAGCGUCGUGCAGAGAGGGCUGAGCAGCAGAGGAUCAGGGCUGAGAAGGAUAAGGAGCGUCAGGCCAGACGUGAGGAGGAGAGGCGGAUCAAGCAAGAGGCAGAUGACAAGAAGAAAGCAGAUGAGGAUGCCAAAAAGAAGUCUGCUCUGUCCAGCAUGGGCUCCAACUACAGCAGUCAUCUGCAGAGGGCUGACCAGAAGAGAGGAGGAAAGAAGGAGACUGAGAGAGAGAAGAAGAAGAAGAUCCUGGCCGCUAGACGCAAGCCACUCAACAUUGACCAUCUGAGUGAAGACAAGCUGAGGGAUAAGAUCACUGAGCUGAGUGACUGGAUGCGCCAGCUGGAGUCUGAGAAGUUUGAUCAUAUGGAGAGACUGAAGCUGCAGAAGUACGAGGUUACAAGACUGCGUAAGAGAGUGGAGGAGCUCAGUAAAUUCAGCAAAAAGGGAGCUGCAGCUCGCCGCAGAAAGUAGAUUGGUUCACUCCUUACUGCUCAGAAACCAAAGUGUGGUGACGGACAGACGCAAGACGAGACAACGUACGCUGUGGCACAGACUGCCCCAUUGGAGAAACUAUUAAUGCUGAGGUACACCCUGCAGUUACCCAACCUUGCCCUGAUACAUGCAACCAGGAGCCUGUAGAACCUGCUGUCCCAUAGGAAGAGAAACAACUCCAUCUGUUUGCCAUCAUGCUUCCAUACCCUCCACUGUUUGGUUCUCAGUGUUUUUGUAAAUAAAGUGUGACUCUUCAAACCAUGUCAGUAGAUCUGUUGUUAUUCAGAAACCAAUAAAGUUCUGUAUUUUCA